AUGGGGUAUGGCUGCAGGGGAGGGGACGCGGCCAACGACAGGAAGAAGGAGCAGGUCGUCGAGGACUACAAGCAGCAGGUUUCCUUUGACUGGAAGUCUGAAACUGAAGAUAGGGCAUAUUGUUUUGGUUCUGAGUGGCCGGAGAUAUUGUGGCUUGAUGUCCCUAUAGCAGUCGGAUACUUCCAAGAUAGGGUCGAAUUGCGCUAUAUUUCUUUCAUUGAGGCGAGGGUGAUUCCAGUAGGUGAGAUUUUGCUUGGCGUAUUCACCUUUUUUAUUGAAGUUGGGUGUCCGUCUUCUCUGCGGCAAGUGUCCCUUGAUGGUUCUCCACUUCAGACACUAAAGCUUCAUAUAAAAUCAGUACUGACAUGGUCAUUUUACAGUGUAAAAAUGAUCUAUGCUGUCGCGGCAACACAGGCCAAUACACAUUCAGGAAAUAUGUCACCAACUUCCCCAAGGUCCCGCAUCGUCUACUCAGGAUAUUCCGUGCCCCAAGCCCUACAGAAUAAUGCCCAGUCUAAUUUCAGCAGUGGGCAUGACAGCCUCAAACUUCUCUCUUCAAUAUUGAAAAAGCGGCUUACUCAGAUCAAUUGGCAUGCACUUAGAAAAAUAGCUAAAGAGUACGAGAUAUUCCUAGAGUAA
Molecule: messenger RNA, 639 nt
Organism: Triticum turgidum subsp. durum (durum wheat)
Lineage: Eukaryota; Viridiplantae; Streptophyta; Magnoliopsida; Poales; Poaceae
Source: the annotation of a GenBank genome assembly